Molecule: messenger RNA, 2976 nt
Organism: Monosiga brevicollis MX1
Lineage: Eukaryota; Choanoflagellata; Craspedida; Salpingoecidae
Exons: 2
Coding region: 1-2976 (991 amino acids)
Source: RefSeq, a predicted model, not a curated record
AUGGACCGGGAUCGGUUCGAUUCGGUCGGUCGUCUGCCCGGUGUGGAUGGCAUGCGCCGCUCCUACGCCGUUGACCGUACCAUCCAUCGCGCCACCAUGCCUGGCCCCGCUGAUUACUCGCGCGUCGACUCGGCCCGCCGCUACGCCCCCCCACGCCGGGAAUACAGCGACUAUGCUGGCCCCGCCUCUAGUGGGCGCCGCUAUGCCCCCGACGAACAUCUCGCACCCACUGCCGGCGCCAGCACAGGGGCUGGCAACGAUCAACGAUAUGUCAAACUCCUCGAACGUGACAUUGAGGCCCUCCGCGAAGAACUCCGAGCCGCCCGCGAACGUGCUGACAACCCAGAACUCCUUCGCGAGCUGCGCGAAACUCAAGAUGGCCUCCGGGCCGAAACACGCCGCGUGCAUGAACUCGAGGCCCAACUCCAGGGCAUGGCCGCCGCCGAGGAUAAGCUGGCUGCUGUGCAAGCUGAUUACGACCAACUUCGCGACGAGUUCCGGGAACAGCAGCUCCAACUUAACGGUCUCGAACGCGACCUCCACCACGCCGAAGAUGCUGCGCGAAGCGCCGAGCAACGCGAAGACACCUACUCGGAUCAGAUCCGCCGCCUAAAGGAGGAUAUCCACGGUCUUCAAGUGGAGCUUCGGGAAAAGGAGCAAGCGUCCGCCUUGGCAGAGCGCCAACACCUGCACGACCGAGAGACGCAGGCCCUCAAGCACAGUCGCGAACUGACCGCGGCCCAAAACGAGGCGGUCGCUCUGCGCAACGAACUUCGCACCAAGGAGCAAGAACUGGCUGCCCGAAAGCAAACCAUCGAGUCGUUGGAAGCGCGCUUCAAGAAGGAAAUCGACCAUACCAAGGAGAGUCGCGCCGCCCACGACCGCAUCCUGGCCGAGCUUAAAGAAUCCAAGGCCGCGCUCGAAGCCGAUGUGCGUGCCGCCAUGCAAGGCACAGCAGCUGCCGAGGCUCAGAUCACGCGCAAGGAUGAGAUGAUUCAACUUCUUGAAGCAGACACCAAGCAACGCGCUGAGCGCAUUGCCCAACUCGAGGAAAAGAACGAGGCCCUCCGCGUUCAGUUCAACGAGCUGCGUGCCUCCAGUGCCGAGCUUGAGGCCGAGCGCAACGGCCUGCAGAACCGUGUCGCGGACCUUGAGAGUCAAAUUGAGACGAGUGAUGCCCUUCGUAAGGAAGCCGAUGAACGUGAGGGUCGUCUCCAGGACCAGCUCACCGAACUCGCCGAUGCCCUUCAAGCUACCGAUGCCCAGCGACGUGCCGGAACCGUCCUCAACCGCGCAGAAACCGUGAUGAAGGAGUUGGAGACGCUGCGUGCCACAGUGGCCGACCUCAAAUCCGAGCACGGUACUCUCUCGCUGGAGAGUGGCGGCAAGGAUUCCCGAAUCGAGCAGCUGCAGGCUACCCUGGCUCGCACCGAGGAGGGCCGGGCCAACGCCGAUGAACAAAUCUCCAACUUGCGCGAUGAACUGCUCCAGCGCACGCGUGAGCUCAAGGAUCUGACCCUGUCCCACGAAGCACUUCACCGCGAGCACCGCGCGGCUUUGGAGAAGCUGGCUCGUGUCGAAGAGGUGGUUGCCUCCAAGGACGAGCACAUUGAAAACCUGCGCACGCAGCUCCAAUCCAUCAAGGAGGACGGCCACGGCCGUGCCGAUGAACUGCGAGACACCUUGACCCGCGCCACAUCCGAGUACCGCGAUGAGGUGGCUCAACUCAAGGCCGAGCUCUCGCGCCUGCAGACGGAUUCCAGCUCGGACCGCCACUAUGCGGCCGUCUGCCGCCGCUUGGGCCGCCUCCUGCGUCUGGACCCUAGCCUACCGGACACGGUCUUCUCUGAGCGCAUCUACACCAACAUCAAUGAGCUCGUGGACAAGGUCGCCAAGCUCGAAGAAUCGGCGCGCAAUAAUGCCGUCUACCCGCCGCCUACCGCGCUGGGCUUGACGCAUGAAGACACGCUUCGCAACUCGUUGCACCGCUCCAUGACCGGCGGUUUGGCCAGCAACGGUCUUGACACGGCCAAUCGCUACGAAACGUCCUUGAUGCGCGAUGACCUGCGCCGCCGCGAGCAAGACUACGCUGAGCUGCAGAUGCGUUUUGAUUCCUUCGUUCGCGACGUGGGCCGACUCGUGGACAGCGCUGAUCUGCAUGACCCAGACCUGGUGCUGUCGACGCUCAAGGACAGCCUCCGUCAACGCCGUGCUGCACCUCCCAGCUCCGACCCACCCGCGCACCGUGGUCGCCGUCGCGGUGCCAACCCGAGCAGCUCACUGCCCAGCCGCCAUGGGCGCAGCACGGGCCGACACGACUCGGAUGGCAGCCGCUAUGGCAACCAGCAUGAUGAGGACGACUACCAAAAGCUCAAGAAGAAGCUCUCGACGGCCUUGAAGACAAUCGAGUCACAAGACAUGUGGAUCGACGUCCUUAACCGCAAGCUGGACCGCGGUGAGACGGGUGGCGUGCACGGUGGUCAGAGCCAAGAGACGCGACGCCUGGAGGACCAGAUUGCCUCGCUCAAGCAACAGCUGCUGCAUGCCACUUCACGUCCCGGAACGUCGCUUCCAACCUAUCAGUCGGGCUUGGGUGCCGGGGCGUCUGAUAUCCUGGCGUUUAAGCACACGAUUGCAGACCUGGAGGGUCGCCUGCAGAAGCACAUUGAGUUUCGAGAGCGCCUCCUCAAGGCGCUGGGUAUGGGCGUCAUCUCAGCUUCGGACGAGGAGAUUUUGCUUCGUGUUGAGCAGUUGGUUCAGGGCCUCAAUCGCCCCAUGACGGCCGCCAACAACACCACGAGUUACGGUGGCUAUGGUGGCGUGCAAGCACCGAUCAGCUCUGUGGGUGGCUCCCAGCUGCGGGCCACAACCCCUGGCUAUGCCGACAGUGGAUUCAUGACGUCUGGGCACCUCAACGCGAGUCACAAUUACUUGUCGCACAGCGUGCGCGUGGGCUCGAGUCACGGUCGCUACUAA